AUGAAUAUUUUUAAUAAUCUUGAGCCACGAAGUGCUAAUGCCCUUGGUAAUGAGACAGACGAGAACUCACUGGCAGCAGAAAAUGCUGGAAGGAAUGGAGCUCUUUCUAAAUCCCUUACUGCACUUGGUUCUGUCACCAGCCUGGCCACUGGACUACUCUCAAGGGGUCAAAAACACCUAGAUCCAAUAAGGUUUGAUUCUGCAGGUGAAAAUGAAAUUCAAUCUCUGGGGAAUUGGAGUGUGCUAACCUCUCAUGGUAAAGGAGAGGAAAGUAUUGUUGCUGAGGCCACAGAUUUGUUGAAAGUGGGUGAUGCUCUUUUCAACUUGAAGCCUGAAGAAUCAGAUACUUCAUCACGAUAUGCCGAUGGCACAUCCAGUUUCAAAUGCUUUGAUUUUGCCAAAGACCCUUAUGACCAUUAUUUUCUUGGUACAGAUGGACGAAAUAAUGCUGAAAGGAAGUGGCUCAAGAAGGUUCAGCAAGAUUGGAACAUCCUUCAGAAUAACCUGCCCGAUGGGAUAUAUGUACGAGUUUAUGAACAUCGGAUGGAUCUCUUGAGAGCGGUGAUAGUUGGAGCAUAUGGGACCCCUUACCAAGAUGGCCUUUUCAUCUUUGAUUUUCACCUUAAGCCUGAGUACCCUGAUGUUCCACCGUCGGCCUACUAUCAUUCUGGCGGCUGGCGGAUAAAUCCAAAUUUGUACGAAGAUGGUAAAGGGCUAGUGCUAAAUUCUAAGCCAUAUUUUAAUGAAGCUGGGUAUGAUAAGCAAGUUGGGACAGCUGAGGGAGAGAAAAAGUCAGCGUCCUACAAUGAGAAUACAUUUCUGCUGAACUGCAAGACAAUGGUGUAUCUUAUGCGGAAGCCCCCUAAGGGGUUGAGCUUCUCAUACGCCAUGGAAAUUUUGCUUGGAUGCAGUGGAGUGAGUUUCGGGAAACCUCUGUUUGAAGGUGCUCCUUCAGAACCACCUGGCAGUGCUCAUUUCAAUUCCUCUGCAACUGCAUUUAUUACUAUGGGAAUCGAUUUAUUCCUAAACUCUGCCUUUGAGGGGUUUGAAGGUUUAACUAGCACUGUAAAUAGCUUUUGUAAGUUCUACUCAUAG
Ilex paraguariensis (yerba mate) is the source of this 1095-nucleotide messenger RNA. The record is from the annotation of a GenBank genome assembly. Lineage: Eukaryota; Viridiplantae; Streptophyta; Magnoliopsida; Aquifoliales; Aquifoliaceae.